This is a messenger RNA of Cherax quadricarinatus, 1541 nucleotides long. NCBI's taxonomy places the organism in Eukaryota, Metazoa, Arthropoda, Malacostraca, Decapoda, Parastacidae. The record is from RefSeq and is a predicted model, not a curated record.
AUGGAACAGUCCUCUAAGCAGUUCAUAGUGCUCAUAGUCAUAGUGCUCUCAUGCGGUGAUGUUGCCAAGAAUACUCGCCAAGCACUUGCUAAGAGCAAUAUAAACGUUUUUACCAUAAACACAUUUAUCAGAGACCUCACUACGAAACGUAGCCCCACACCUCUAACUUCCACAGCGGGCGUCUUCACCAUCCCGUCCCAAGAAAUAUGUAGGGAAAACAGUUCGCCUGAACGAACAUUGAAACGCCAGCAACAGAGACGACUUAAGGUACGCCUGUUAAACGCCGUGAGGACUUGGAGAAACUUAGACUUCAGCAGCGACAACGAGAACAACUCAGCUCCAGUCGACUACGAUGUCCAAGAGAUUAUUGUCCAUCCACAGUAUGACCCGGAGUCCCGUGUGAGGUACAACGACAUCGCUAUGAUCAAAACAGUUGAGAAGAUCACUUACAACGAGUUCGUGUUCCCGUACUGCUUAGUGAGGGAGCGUCCGAAGCCCAAGACCCUCGUCACCGGCGCUGGCUUCGGCCUCAUUAAUGCCACACACCAGUCCCCCAUCCUGCAGGAGGCGGAGCUGAAGGUGGUGGGCACGGCAGAGUGUGAGAACAUCUACAAGAACGAGGACUACGAGCCUCAGCUGAGACUUCUCUACCCUAACCUGCUGGAGAGUCAAGACAUCAUCUGCGCCAGCUUCCCCAACAGGAGUGCUUGUCAGGGUGACUCAGGAGGUCCUCUCUUCCUGGAUGAUGAUGAGGGUCGACGGUUCCUGGUGGGGAUAGUGGGCGCCGGUGUCUCCUGCCGGGGCAGCGGCGUCUCCAGGCUACCUGGUCUCUUUAUUAGCAUCGCUGAUCACAUUCCCUUCAUAAACAGCGUUUUGUUUGAGGAUCUAGGCACCGAGUGACCACCUUCACUACAGCAUCUUAAAGAAUACAGAUAAGACUGUAAACCAAAGAACCCACACACACACACACACACACACACACACACACACAUAAUCUGAAAGGUUACUUGAAGGCUCUGACAGUGUACAGGGAAUAUGAGACAAACAGUUACUGGAUUUCAACCCAAGCAAGUGCAAACCUACAAAAAAUUAAGGAGAAAGAAGACUGGAGACGGAGUAUAAACUUUUCGAACAGACUGCAGACUUCUAAAGUGGAGAAAAAAAUGGUGACAGUAGUGACUCUCGUAUAACGCCGGACGUGCACAUCAGCGGUGCAGCUUCAGUAGUAUUUACUCAUAAAACGAACCUGAAAACUCAUUUCAGAAACCUAAAUAUAUAAUACUUUAGUUACUGUAACAGAUGAUAGAGUAUGAAGUAUUAGACUCAAGUCCAGACUUGUUAGGAGGCUGACCCGGCGACUGGUUCAGGAAGUGGCUGACCCGGCGACUGGUUCAGGAAGUGGCUGACCCGGCGACUGGUUCAGGAAGUGGCUGACCCGGUGACUGGUUCAGGAAGUGGCUGACCCGGCGACUGGUUCAGGAAGUGGCUGACCCGGUGACUGGUUCAGGAAGUGGCUGACCCGGUGACUGGUUCAGGAAGUG